Molecule: messenger RNA, 1251 nt
Organism: Paramuricea clavata
Lineage: Eukaryota; Metazoa; Cnidaria; Anthozoa; Malacalcyonacea; Plexauridae
Source: the annotation of a GenBank genome assembly
AUGGCGCAAGUUAUUUCUCGACAAAGACGGGGUGUUAAGGAGGAAAAGUGGCUUAUGCCAGCAGAUCGUACUUCCGAGAUAGUAUCAUCAGAUGGUCUUGAAAGAGCUCCACAAUAAUAUGGGCCAUCUAGGGUCAGAACGCGUUCUUCACCUAGCUAGAGACCGAUUUUACUGGCUCAAAAUGCAGCGCGACGUCGAGCACUACGUAAAGCACGUAUGCCAGUGCCUUAAACAGAAACCCACACGACUGAAAACAAAGGCUCCACUCUAACCAAUCAUUACGUCUUCACCCUUUGAGUUAGUAUCUGUUGAUUUCCUCCAUCUCGAACGGUCAAGCGGUGGUAUGAAUAUAUUCUAGUGAUUGUAGAUCAUUUUACACACUUGGCACAAGCUUACCCAACCCGCAACAAAACGGCGCAAACUGUUUCUAACGAGUACAUCCCUCGUUUCGGGUUUCCCGCCAAAAUACACCACGACCAAAGCGGGAAGUUUGAGAAUCGGCUCCUUGGAAGACUCGAGCAACUCUGCGGCGUUGGUCACUCACGUACCACCACUCCAUACCACCACCAGGGGAAUGGCCAAGUAGAGCGCUUCAAUCGAACAUUGCUAGACAUGCUCCGCACCCUUCCCGAAAAUGCGAAAUCACACUGGAAGGACCAUGUCAACAAAGUCGUACAUGCUUACAACUGCACCAAAAACGACACGACGGGUUAUUUACCAUUUUUCCUGCUUUUCAGACGGAAACCGCGACUACCACUAGACCUGAUAUUUAAUAGCAGGACGAAGACAAACGAACAGGAACACUCGAAAUACGUUGAGAAAUGGAAAACGUCCAUGAAAGAAGCCUACGAGCUUGCUACCAAGAAGAUUCGGGAUAAAGGAUUGAAGGCAAAGAAAUCGUACGAUCGCUGGAUGCGUAGCACGGUCCUCCUACCCGGAGAUAGAGUGUUGGAACGAAACCUAAGUGAACGUGGUGGCCCAGGUAAACUUAGGUCCUUCUGGGAGAGAGAUGUACAUGUCGUGAUUAAACGGGAAGGAUCGGACAGUCCUGUUUAUGAAGUCCAAUGUGAAAGCAACAGCAGAAAGACUAGGGUUCUCCACCGAAACCUCCUUCUCCCAUGCGAUUACCUAUCUGUUGAGGAUGAAAAUCUUGCUGUUACCCUCGCAAACGACGAGGGCAAAGGCCAGAACCCACUGCCCUGUGCGAAAGUAACGAGUCUUCCAGUGACGAAGAGAUCGACGAUUUGGUAG